Molecule: messenger RNA, 1422 nt
Organism: Effrenium voratum
Lineage: Eukaryota; Dinophyceae; Suessiales; Symbiodiniaceae
Source: the annotation of a GenBank genome assembly
AUGCUGAUCGCUGAUCUUGCGAGUCUUGGCGAAAGCCAUUCAACGUGGGCACAGGUCUACUUGUCCUGCUGCAACACUGAGAGAGGUGACUGCUGGAAGUCCUGUGCCCACUGCUGCUGCUAUGAUCUCGACUUCGACAAUCUUCGACGAGCACUUGCCAGCCAUGUGCAUUCGCUGGACGCCCUUUCUCUGCCAGCUGAUAAGGUCAGACGAGCAUUUUGGCUGAUUCCGGAGGUCUACGUGGCAGGCUUCCACACGUCUCACUAUUGCUUCAGCAACGUCAGCAGUUGGGCGGCUUCCAAGGACCCGCUGGGGGUGCUGGCCACUCGACUCUUCUUUCACGAAGUCGAGGCUUUGUGGACUGAACACAGACAGGCUGAGAUGGACCUCAGAGAGCUUUAUUAUGUGCAGGAGUCCUGGGGCAUGCUACAGCUCGCUCUGACAUCUUUCUCACUAGCGGACUUGGCACGCAGCGGCUGGCAUUUGCUCCUGCUUGCCAAGGCCUUCUACUUAUUUUUUGAAGUUCCUGCUGCUGUCAGCGAGGAGCGCGAGAGAUUGUGGAAUGAUGCAGGAGCUGAUGGCAGGUUCUUCCGACUUUUAUGGCGAUAUGCUUCUCGUUCAGAACCUCUUGCCGCCACAAUGCGGGAGACGGAGGUGCCUCUGGACGAGGUGGAGGAGCGAGGUCUGGCAUCGGAGCUGCAGCGGCUGGCCCAGGGCGUGUCUCCCGCACUGCGGCCUGCGGCGCAGCUGCUCCUUGCAGAGCUGCAGCACGACGAGAGUGACAUGCCUUCGUGCCGGCUGUCAGCUCUGGACGACGGGCUCCUGAGAACCAUCUCCGAGCUUUUGGGGGAGGUGCCGAGUGUCAACAGGUUGAUCUUCCACACCUUUCCUGUCUUACCACUCCUGGAGCGCUUGCUGUCGCCAACCGCGGCCCAGGUGGCCGGGCUGAUGCUCUGCACUCCGCCGCUGUGGCGUGGUGACUUGGCUGCUUCCACGGCAGCAAGGAUACAUGCCAGUGGCGACACGGGUUGCAAGGAAUUGCAGAACUUGAUCCAUGACGGAGAUAUCGACUGCGUGGUUGACGUCGGAGCUAUGUUCGGGGCAUGCGCUGCUUCGGCUGCCCACGCUUUCCAUCACGUGAAUGUUAGGGCGUACGAAAAGAGCCCAUCAAGCGCACGUCUCAUGCAAAGGACUGCCCAUCUUGGCCAGCUGAGCAUGGAGGCGCGGGCAGUAUGCCUGGUCAGCUCCGAGUGCGUGGACUGCGAGGUCUGCAGCACGUUGGAAGAUGAGUACCCCUUUGCCUGCAAGGGACGUAUCCUCCUGUGGAUGAGUCAGAUGAGUGGGCCUUUGCAUUCCAUCUUGAAGGGUGGUCGACUGCUCUUCCGGAAGCGGCUGGUGCACUCUGUGGCAGCCGGAGACUAG